Molecule: messenger RNA, 977 nt
Organism: Pantherophis guttatus
Lineage: Eukaryota; Metazoa; Chordata; Lepidosauria; Squamata; Colubridae
Gene: STMN1
Product: stathmin 1
Biological process (GO): microtubule depolymerization; neuron projection development; regulation of microtubule polymerization or depolymerization
Cellular component (GO): neuron projection; cytoplasm
Molecular function (GO): tubulin binding
Source: RefSeq, a predicted model, not a curated record
CGGGGGGCGGGUCACGUGCUUUUGUUUGGCGCUUUUGUGGAGCAGGCAGAGCAGUUAGGCGCGGAGUCCGUCUGUGGUGACGGGAGCAGGGCUCAUUUACUGGAGUAGCUGUAAUACUCUUUGGAUAUAUUCUGUUUAGCCAUGGCUUCUUCUGACAUUCAGGUGAAAGAACUAGAAAAGCGUGCUUCAGGUCAGGCAUUUGAAUUGAUACUGGGUCCCCCUCCAAAAGAAGCUGUUCCAGAAUUUCCUCUCUCUCCUCCAAAGAAAAAAGAUCUCUCAUUGGAAGAAAUUCAGAGGAAAUUAGAAGCUGCAGAAGAAAGACGCAAGUCCCAUGAAGCUGAAGUUUUGAAACAACUAGCUGAAAAGCGAGAGCAUGAAAAAGAGGUGCUGCAGAAGGCAAUUGAAGAAAAUAAUAACUUCAGCAAAAUGGCAGAGGAAAAGUUGACUCAUAAAAUGGAAGCCAACAAAGAGAACAGAGAAGCACAAAUGGCUGCUAAACUGGAACGCUUGAGAGAGAAAGAAAAGCAUAUUGAGGAAGUACGAAAGAACAAAGAAGGAGGCAAAGAACCUGGUGAGAAUGAAAGCGACUGACUUCAUUCUGGAAAUUAACUUCUCCCCUUUGUCUAAAUAUCCAAAGACUGUAUUGGCCAGUGUUUUUUUGUUAAGUUUCUAGAAACUGAUGUAGAGCUGUAUAGUUAGAACUGACUGUACACUUGAUUUGGGGAAUUAGAGGGGAGCCCUUUCAUGUUCACUCUUUUUCUAAACUGUUGUCUUUCCAGUGUAGCUAUCUUGUUGCAUUUCUUCUAUUCCAGUGCAUUUGUUCCUGGAUUGAUGGCUAGUGCUAUGUUCAGCUCUGACAUUUUUGUGAACUGAAUAUGUAGUGUAAUGUUCAUGCUGAAUCUGUUACACUUCAGAAUCUGUCAGUCUUAAGAUAUUACUGUAACCAAGUGAUUUAAUAAAGCUGCACAAUGCUGUUA